CCAAGCCAAACUACGUACAUUCUCGUGACGUAGAACGCUUCUAAGGAUUCCAACAUAGCACAAUGUCUCGAGUUACCGCCCUUGCCAUACUCCUGUCCGUGGCGGCGUUUGCUGCCUCCAACCCAGCCCCCCAACCUUGCCAGUUCCCGUCACAGUUCGUAACUCUGGAAACCUGCAUGGAAUACAGACGUUGGGCAAACGUCUUCUCUGACUUCACUAACAAGCGAAAACUGCUCGACUUUGUCGACUCAGACGAUUUCAUCUACGUCGACAUGGACGCACAAAUUACCAAGAGGAAGUUUGGCGGAGUUUGCCUCACCUACCGAGAGAAGGGGUACGCCAUCAAUUUUGACAGUAUCCCAGCAAGCUCCGUGCUAGAGACGAGAGCCGGCUCUACUGUUGGUGAGGACGUGGAAGUGGUUGUUUGGAAAAUCGACACGCCCGCCACGGAAGGAGAGAUCGCCGUCACAAAAGACACCUGCUACCCUGUCUAUAGCUCCUUGGUGGACAAAUCGACGGAGAAGAGUCUGUACCUGCUCUAUACUGACGUGCAGGAGGAGGGGUUCGACGCGUCUGUCUUCGACAAUCUUGACUUCAGCGGCUGCCCAGAUGAACCACAAUAAUUAAUUGUCAUUUACAACGGGUACUUGUUUGUAGCUGAGGGAGAAAUGUUUCCAAAGAUUUGUUCAGUCACUGAAAAAUAAAAAGAUAACGAACUGGUUCUAGUAUUUGAGAUAAA
Aplysia californica (California sea hare) is the source of this 739-nucleotide messenger RNA. RefSeq lists its product as uncharacterized. NCBI's taxonomy places the organism in Eukaryota, Metazoa, Mollusca, Gastropoda, Aplysiida, Aplysiidae. The record is from RefSeq and is a predicted model, not a curated record. Bases 63 to 623 code for a protein of 186 amino acids. The transcript is spliced from 2 exons.